Messenger RNA from Bicyclus anynana (squinting bush brown), 2681 nucleotides. RefSeq names its product transient receptor potential cation channel subfamily V member 6 (gene nan). Gene Ontology annotation, biological process: calcium ion import across plasma membrane. Lineage: Eukaryota; Metazoa; Arthropoda; Insecta; Lepidoptera; Nymphalidae. The record is from RefSeq and is a predicted model, not a curated record. Bases 49 to 2622 code for a protein of 857 amino acids. Gene Ontology annotation, cellular component: membrane. The transcript is spliced from 16 exons. Gene Ontology annotation, molecular function: protein binding; calcium channel activity.
CAUCGUAUUCAUAUUAAAAGUUAAUGACACUGUAGUUAUAAUCUCAAGAUGGGUAAUACGGAGAGUAAUGUGACUAGCGGUGUUAAGAAGCAGGCGGGGACAUCUGAACAGAAACUUUAUAGAUUCAUUGAUCUUAAAGGUGGAGGUCUCCUCGUCGAUAUGAUGAAACGUGCAGUACAGAAUAAACAGUACGCAGAGAUAGACCACGCUAUCAAAACUAAAGUGGAGCCAUUUCUCUACAACAGAGGCAAGGGCCGGUACAUACCGAUAUCUCAUUUAGUACUCCUGAGAAAUAAGGAGAGACCGCGACAUAAGUUGUUGCCUCCAUUACGAGGUAUGGAGAAUCCAGACGAGGAAUUUGACGUCGAAAAGGAUUGGCCCGCGGUCACUCAAGAGGAAUACGACGCUAAUCCUUCUGCAUAUAGAGAGCUUUGUUGGGAUCUAAAGGAGCGUGGGGCAGUGGGAGAAACUAUCCUUCACUUGUGCCUCCUGAACGCAACGUCUCUUCUGGCUGACCUAGCCAAGCGACUGCUGCGGUUCUAUCCGAAGCUCAUCAAUGACAUUUACAUGAGCGACGAGUAUUACGGCGAAAGUGUACUGCACAUGACGAUAGUAAACGAGGAUCCGACGAUGGUGAAGUUCCUACUGGACGCCGGGGCCGACUAUCAUGAAAGGUGUUUUGGCAACUUCAUGUGUCCGGAAGACCAGAAGGCAUCUCGCACUGACUCGUUUGACCACGAGUGGGUUAAUGUACAGCCGGACACCAAUUACAAUGGGUACGUGUACUGGGGGGAAUACCCUCUAAGCUUUGCAGCGUGCCUCGGCCAGGAGGAGUGUUACAGACUCAUCUUAGCGAGAGGAGCAGAUCCUGACAAACAGGACACCAACGGGAACACUGUUCUGCAUAUGCUAAUAAUUUAUGACAAAGUCAGUACCUUCGAUAUGGCGUACGAAGUCGGGGCGUCUCUCAACAAAAGGAACGUUCAAAACUUAACGCCUCUAACUCUCGCCGCUAAAUUGGCGCGCGUGGAACUUUUCUUCCACAUCCUCAAUAUUGAGAGAGAGAUAUACUGGCAGAUAGGCGCUACCACGUGCGCUGCUUAUCCUCUAGGGCAAGUGGAUACUAUUGAUACUGAAACUGGAAGGAUUAGUAAGGAUUCAGCGCUGAAUUUAGUUGUUUUUGGUGAAAAAGACGAACAUUUAGAACUUUUAGAGGGAAUGUUAAUCGAUCUUUUAAAGACGAAAUGGAACACAUUCGUAAAGUUUCGUUUCUACCGUCAAUUCAUCCUGUUCUCCUGCUACUUCCUGAUCUCUCUUGUAUGCUUCACCUUAAGACCUGGACCACCUGACCGUGCUGUCAAUGGUACGGUAGUCAACACUACCAUAGGAACUUUGACUAAUGACACUGAAUUGAUGACUGAAGAAAUCAAUUGCACUAUAUCGAAACCGGCAGAUUUCGAUUCAGGAGACGUUGAAAUCUUUAACAACACAAAACAAGCAGGCAUCCAGUGUGGGAAUUUCAAAAGUCAUCCAAAGGAAAAACCUAGCACUGAAGCUCCACGGGAAAACGACAUGGAAGGCUGGUGGGAAGAUCUAACUGAAGAAUGUAGAUUAAUGAACUUCGAAACUUGGCAAGCUAAGAUCCGAAUAAGUGCAGAACUGAUGUUAUGGGUCGGCGCCUUAGCUUACAUCGGUGCAGCAUUACGUGAAGCUAAGUUUCUGGGGCUGAAAAUGUUUUUUGAGAACUUGAGCACCGUUCCAUCAAGAGUGAUGUUCCUGUUCUCUUGCCUCCUGAUGGUUGCGUUGCCAACGUUACGCCUGUGGUGCGCUGAUGAAGAGGAGGAUCACCUGGCGGUCAUCAUUAUGCUCACCACUGCGCCGUACUUUUUGUUCUUUUGUCGUGGAUUCAAAACGGUCGGUCCUUUCGUGGUGAUGAUAUAUAGAAUGGUGAUGGGCGAUCUUCUACGGUUUGUUUGUAUAUAUCUCGUAUUUGUUAUGGGAUUCUCUCAAGCGUAUUACGUAAUAUUUCUAUCAUUCGACAACCCGAACACACCCGAAGGAGUGGACGACUCGGUAUCGAACCCCAUGCCCUCGCCGAUGGAGAGCAUCAUGGCCAUGUUCCUCAUGUCGCUGACGUCAUUCUCUGAUUACUUUGGCGCGUUUGAGAGGACUGACCAUGAAAUUGCUGCUAAGCUGCUGUUCGUCAUAUACAUGAUAAUAGUGGCCAUAUUACUGGUGAACAUGUUGAUCGCUAUGAUGGGCAACACGUACCAGAAGAUAGCGGAGACCAGGAACGAGUGGCAGAGACAGUGGGCCAGGAUAGUGCUGGUGGUGGAGCGAGGGGUGCCGCCUGCGCAGAGGUUGAAGCAACUCCUGGCGUACAGUCAACCGAUGGCUAAUGGGAAGAGAGCUCUGGUGUUGAGGAUUAAUCAAAAGGAUGAAGAUAAAGAAGAAAUGAAGGAAAUCUUAGAGAUGAAGCGCACACAUGAGCGUAUAGUGGCGAAGAGGAAGCAACGAGACGCGGAACUGAAGGGAGCCAAGGGACCCCCACCGCCGGUCAGAGACUAUCCUAUUACGAAGAGUCAAACAACCGUUAAUAAACAACGCAAUAUCAUUUUGUAGACUGUAGAUCUACUUUACAUAAUACAUAUUAAAUAUUUACAUUAGAAACGUAGAGACAA